Cyprinus carpio (common carp) is the source of this 1816-nucleotide messenger RNA. Its product is annotated as pleckstrin homology domain-containing family B member 2-like. NCBI's taxonomy places the organism in Eukaryota, Metazoa, Chordata, Actinopteri, Cypriniformes, Cyprinidae. The record is from RefSeq and is a predicted model, not a curated record. Gene Ontology annotation, cellular component: membrane. Gene Ontology annotation, biological process: regulation of cell differentiation.
ACGAGGCAUCAGCUGAGAGGAGAGGAGGAGAAUGAUGCUGCCGCCGCCGCUGAUGAUGAUGUCACUCAGCUAGUCGCACGCACUUCAGACGUCAACACUGCGAAAGAGGGUAGAGAGUUUAUCGGAGAAUGGCGUUUGUGAAGAGCGGAUGGCUGCACAGACAAAGCACCAUCUUGCGGCGCUGGAAGAGGAACUGGUUUGACCUCUGGUCAGAUGGACGUCUGGUCUUCUACGAUGACCAGCAGCGGCGGGACAUGGAGGACGAAAUCCACAUGAAGGUGGACUGCAUUAACAUCCGCAACGCCAACGCGUGUAGAGAUCUCAUGCCGCCUGAAGGCAAGAGCAAAGACUCCCUCCUGCAGAUUGUCUGCCGGGACGGUCGGGUCAUCAGCAUCUGCGCAGACAGUGCAGACGAUGCUUUGGCUUGGACCAUGGCUCUCCAGGAUGCUAGACUCAACACUAUGGUGCAGCAUCCUCAGGUUGGUUUUGCCGAGGACAGUGUAGCAUCAGCUCCUCCACCCUAUUCUGAGUUAAACCCAACUCCACAGGUUUUCUGUCCUGAUGGAUAUGGCGGUUAUGUUCCUCAUCCUCCGCCUUAUGCCACACAGAUGGUCUACUCAGCAGAUGGGCAGCAGUAUGCAGUUGCCUACCCGUAUCUUUAUCAAGGGGGAUACGCACCCGGCGUCAACCAUGUCAUAGUGCAGGAGCGUCGCCGUGACGACACAGGUGACGUUGCUCUGGGGAUGUUGGCUGGUGCUGCGACCGGAUUGGCCCUCGGCUCCCUGUUUUCCGUAUUCUAAUGUGUUUUUGUGAACCCAGCCCAACCCCACCUGACCUACAGUGCAGAAAACCUUUCCCGUGUUGUUUUAACUUUCCCUUUACACCUCGUAAUUCGUAGGUCUGAUAUUGUAGCCGGGCUGGGAAAUAAUCGUUUACUUUUCUGUAUUUGUCUUUGUACCAAAGCUUAUAUAAUUUGGAUUAGGCACAAACAAAUGCGUUUGCUUUACAAAUUUAAUCUGUAGCAUACAAAGAUAUACACUAAAAUAUUGGCGGCUAGUAUUAAGAUAAGGAUAAUCAGUGAGGUUUAAAAAUCAGCUGCUGUUUAGAAACACAAAGUGUCUGUUGUGGAGUAUAAAAAUGGGUUGUAUUUAUACUAAUGAUGACACAGGCCUUGAUCUCAACAGUUUUUCCUUUCUUUGCCUUUGUAUUUUGUGGCGGCCUUCAUUUAAUUCAUCGUGUUUAUUUAUAACUCAGUGUUAUCAAGUGUGUAUUCUUCCCGUUUUUGUGGAGUGACACUUUCUUUGAGAUUUAUUUACUUUGAAAAAUGUGAUUGAUUUUGUCUUGAUUCCUAUUUGUGUGUGUGUGUGUGUGUGUGUGUGUGUGUGUGUUUUUUUUCUCUUGAGAACUAGCACAAUUAUUAUUCACAAUGUUUGUGAUGGGAUGCGAUUAGGGAAACUUCAGGGAAAAGUGGGAUCGAUGUGAUCGGUUGGAUUUACUGUACUUUGACUUUGUUGUGUUUUACAUAACAUGUUUAACCAUGAGUAUAUAAGAGAUAAUAAUCAUAAUUGUUUAAUGUAUACAUGAUGUAUCAGUGGAUUUCAGGCCGUGGUUUAGUUUAACUCGAGUCCAUUGUUUUUAAAGUUUAAUGGAGCAGUGAUUCAGAAAAUGACAUUUUUCAUAUUUGAUGCUUAUUUCUAAUGUGCUUUUCUUUAUUGCUUUGCUGUUUGAACCUCAAGAAAAUAAUUUACUUGUUAAUAUAUACCCACAUAAUCACGGGUGUGUUAUUUCUAAACUAUUAAAAUAAGAUGUCCUGUGA